Molecule: messenger RNA, 3864 nt
Organism: Stegostoma tigrinum
Lineage: Eukaryota; Metazoa; Chordata; Chondrichthyes; Orectolobiformes; Stegostomatidae
Gene: galnt17
Product: polypeptide N-acetylgalactosaminyltransferase 17
Exons: 12
Coding region: 945-2789 (614 amino acids)
Cellular component (GO): Golgi apparatus
Source: RefSeq, a predicted model, not a curated record
CUCCAGACCUUUCCAUCUCGUAACAGACUCCGCUCCGGCUGAGCACGGAGAUCCAAGCCAGCAGCCAUCCUUCCGUGUAGAGAAGGGUCCUUCACAUUGUAGGUGUGUGUGCGUGAGAGAGAGAGAGAGAGAUGGCUCAGCGACAAGAGGAGAGGGACCACGACACGCUCCUUCUGCUUUCCUCCUCUCACUCUGAGGUCUGAGGGCGCCGGCAGAGAUAGAGGGUGGGUGAGAGGGAGGGGGGUUAAAAAAAACGCAUUGACACGCAUCUUGGAUGCCAACCCUGGGCCAGCCGAGCCCGAUGUAGCCCGGGGGACAGGCGUGCAGCGGGCUGUGUGCGGGCGGACUGAAUGGCAGGUUAUGUGAAAGUCGAGAGUACCCAGUAAGCGGGCGCCCGCUCUACGACCGCCGGCUGCUCGUCAGUUUCGCCCGCCGUACGCAGGUCAGUUUCACUCCCUCGGACUUGUCACUUUCCACCUGGAGGGUUAAACUUGAGGAAUGUCUAAGAGAGAUUCCAGCUCCGGAUUCCUGGACCGUUAACUCAAAACAGCAAAACCUGCAAACCUUCCUGGAUUCACCCCCCUACCCCCUCCCCAGUUUGCUGCCCCUGGACUCCAGGCUUUGUUAUUUUGCUGCUUCUGGACGGAAACAAUCUCAGCUUUUGCCGGUGGGAGAAAAUCGUGCUGGACACAAAUCUUUUCGCUCUGAUAUUUGUUUUUAUCACCUGUGACCAGCAGAGACAGGUCCGCCGGUUAAAGAUUGUUUGCCCGGACACCCAGACACCAAUAUCAGGAAGAUGGGAAGGGUCCCGAUUUGAAAACGGGGCGCUGUGCCACACAGACCCUGAGACUGCACGGUUUGUUUCCGCUGAUCGCUUGCCAGCGGGCUCGGACAGGUUUAUCAUCAGCUGUCUCCCCGCACCUCCACACUCUCCAGCCCCCCUGAUGGCUUCUCUCCGCAGAGUGAAAGGGCUACUGAUCCUCAACCUGGUGGUUGUGGUCGGUUUCCUACUGUUCCUGGCCCGCUGCAGGGUCCCUCUCAAGGGCCGGGAGUUGGUACACGCGGCGCAGGGCAGAACCGAGCCUUACAACCUGACAUCCCGGGGCUCGCCUCUCGUCCAACAGGCAGUGCUGAAAAGGCUCUCUCUCCUGGAGGACAUCGUCUACCGCCAGCUCAAUGGCUUAUCAAAAUCUCUUGGGCUCAUUGAAGGCUUUGGAGGCCGGGGACAGGGAGGAUUGCCUGCUACACUCACUAACGAAGAAGAAAGAGAAGCUGCAGGAGCCUAUGAAAAGUAUGGAUACAAUACCUAUCUGAGUAACAAGAUUUCACUGGAUCGAACCAUCCCAGACUAUCGACCAAGUAGAUGCAAAGAAUUGAGCUACCCCAAGAACCUGCCACAGAUUUCCCUCAUUUUUAUCUUUGUGAAUGAAGCUUUAUCUGUUAUCCUUCGCUCUGUGCACAGUGCAGUGAAUCACACACCAGCCCAUCUACUCAAAGAGAUUAUCCUUGUGGAUGACAACAGUGAUGAUGAAGAACUAAAGGCCCCAUUGGAAGAAUAUGUCCACAAGCGUUACCCUGGCCUGGUGAAGGUGGUGAGAAAUGAAAAACGCGAAGGCCUAAUCCGAGCCCGAGUGCAGGGAUGGAAAGCUGCAACAGCAUUGAUCACUGGAUUCUUUGAUGCCCAUGUGGAGUUUAGUGCAGGAUGGGUUGAACCAGUCCUGGCCAGAAUUAAAGAUGACAGGAAGCGAAUUAUCCUUCCCUCUAUUGACAACAUCAAGCACAAAACAUUUGAGGUUCAGCGUUAUGAGAACUGUGCCCAUGGUUACACCUGGGAGCUCUGGUGUAUGUAUAUUAGCCCUCCCAAAGAAUGGUGGGAUACAGCAGACCCUACUUUGCCAAUCAGGACACCCGCCAUGAUCGGAUGUUCAUUUGUGGUGAAUAGAUUGUUCUUUGGUGAGAUUGGCCUGCUGGACCCUGGAAUGGAUGUUUAUGGAGGAGAAAACAUAGAACUAGGGAUUAAGGUCUGGCUAUGUGGUGGAAGUAUGGAAGUGCUACCUUGUUCUCGGGUGGCUCACAUAGAACGCAUGAAGAAACCAUACAACAAUGAUAUUGGGUUCUACACAAAAAGAAAUUCACUCCGGGUGGCUGAAGUAUGGAUGGAUGAUUACAAAUCCCAUGUUUAUAUUGCAUGGAAUAUCCCCAUGGAUAAUCCAGGGAUCGAUAUUGGUGACAUUUCUGAGAGAGUAGCAUUGAGAAAGCACCUUAAGUGUAAGAAUUUCCAGUGGUAUCUGGACAAUGUAUAUCCAGAAAUGCGAAGAUAUAACAAUACAGUGGCUUAUGGUGAGGUGCAUAACAACAAGGCAAAAGAUUUUUGCCUAGAUCAGGGUCCACCAGAAAACCACACAGCCAUUCUAUAUCCAUGUCAUGGGAUGUCCCCUCAGGAGGAACAUCAAACUUUAAUCAGAUCCAGGAACAAGUUGGUGAGGUAUACGACAGAUAGAUAUCUGUACCUUGGGUCCCUGGGCUCUACUGUCCUACUGCCAGACACCCGCUGCCUCGUGGACAACAAAAAAAGCCGAUUUCCUCAGCUUCUAGAUUGCGAAAAAGUGAAAAGUGUUUACCAGAAGUCCUGGCGCUUUGUACAGAAUGGAUCGAUCCUUAAUCUGGAAACUGGCCGUUGUUUAGAGGUGGAGAAUAGCAGAAAAACCGAUUUUGGAAUGGAGCUGGUUUUACAGCAAUGCUCAGGUCAAAAAUGGACAAUUAAAAAUGUCUUAAAGCAAGCAAUCUAGUCAAGGACAGGAAGCUCAAAUUCUUUGUACUGCAAUAGACUAGAAACUUCAAAAUACUGUUGUUAUGGAUUUUGACAAGUCUCAAGUCUCCAGCACCAUUCAGGUGAUUGACGCAAAUCCAAAUUGGACUAUGUCUUCAGGCCAGGAUUUAAUUUUAAUUUUAAUUUUAUUUUUAUUUUGAGAUUUAGGAAGAUGAAUAUCAUUUUAUGAAUAUUCUAAUGUUACCGAAUGAAAAGAAGUCUGUUGGAAAAUAUCUGUACAAUAAAUUAAAAUAUUAUCUGUGUUUAAAAUUUGUAUAGUGUACACUGUAAAGUACCUUGGUCAAAGCUAAGCAUUGAUAUAUGAGGCUAAAUGAAAUAAGCGCAGUUAUUAUUUUUCAACGAUUAUGUGUCAAUAUGUUUCAUUUUAGAUUUCAUGUUGAUACUUAGCCUUUGAAGAUUGUGUGAUCUUAGUUUGGGCAAUUAUCCCAGUGUGCAUGAAUCCACAAGUACUAAACUGCCUUCACAUUUGAAACGAGCUUGUUGUCAAGUGUUGGUAUAAUAUACAUCAACUAGAAAUGCGGCGAAGAGUAUUAGAAUGGAAUGGAACUAUUGCAGUGAUGUAUUGCAGAAUGAUCUGCAGUUGGGGUUCCAGCACUUUGCUGCAAAAGUGCUGAGCUAGAGAGUUCUGCACUGUUCCUCACUGUGGUAAACAUACUCUCACAGUUCUCACUGUUUUACAGUACCUCAGUUUUGCACCUUGAUAAAACACAUACAGAUUUAAAGCAAAAAGAAGCAAAUAUUGAAAACUUGCCAAAUAUCGUCAAUGGAUAAGAUGGAUCUUCUUAUUCAUGGAAUAAUUUUGCAAAAGGGUAAAAGGCUAAGAAUGGAACAAUACAACAGUAUUCAAUCAAACAGGAUCCUGUGUGGCACAGAUCAAAGGGGGCAGAAAUAUAACAUACAAUAAAAUUGAUUUUGUCAGCAACAAACUAGAACUUGGUACAACUUCUGAAAUACACUGUCAGGAAUUUCCUUGCAUCAAUAUUGCAUUUGCUGUCUGUGUGUGUUGUUGUAAAAGUGAAAUAAAGAUGUGGCAG